Molecule: messenger RNA, 9533 nt
Organism: Salvelinus fontinalis (brook trout)
Lineage: Eukaryota; Metazoa; Chordata; Actinopteri; Salmoniformes; Salmonidae
Product: protein Aster-B-like
Exons: 23
Coding region: 1178-3970 (930 amino acids)
Biological process (GO): intracellular sterol transport
Cellular component (GO): endoplasmic reticulum membrane; plasma membrane; endoplasmic reticulum-plasma membrane contact site
Molecular function (GO): sterol binding; sterol transfer activity
Source: RefSeq, a predicted model, not a curated record
UAAGAGAGAGAGAGCAAGAGAGAGAGCUAAUCAAAAGCAAGCGAGAGAGAGCAAGAGCAAGAGUGAGAGUGAGAGAAAGAGAGCAAAUCAAAAGCAAGAGAGCGAAGCAGAGAGAAACCAAGGGACGUCUUAACACGUCACAAUUCCCAGGAAAGGUUCUUUUGUGUGAAUUUAAAUGGGCUUCAGACAGAGGAUUCCCUUCACUUGGAGUGGAGCUGCUCUCUGUUCUGUAGUGUAGUGAAGCGGAGCGGAAAGAACAGGAAGAGAGGAGAGCAGAGGAGUGAAUUGGUCCCACUUCCCAUGCAGCCCAACUGUUUGACAGAUGGCAUGAUCCUUGGUUCUAACCCAGCUACUGCCCUUUUGUGCUCUGAGGUGCUGUCUGUGCGGAGCGAGAGAGAGGACAGUGGGUCACCGGUGCUCCAGGCGACGGACUGCAAGAGCCUACCCAACCUACAACACAUGCGCGGGACAGUAAUCAACUACCCAGGAGCAUACAGUACAGAGCUCAUCUGAUCUGUCAACUUCAAGACUGGAGUGUUGCUUGUACUUGGAGACAUCCUGUCUAGCAUUGGGAGUAGCAGGGACAGCCAGCCCUAGCAGCAAGCAGUAGGCAGGCAUCGAGCAGAGAGAGAGAGAGAGAGCUGUGAAUGUGUGUAACUGGGCCUGCCAGUUCCGGGGGAGAGAGGAGGAGUACUGUUACACUCCCUGACAGACCUUAUACAUGUUUCAUCUGCUGCUUGGAGAACAGACACCCCGUUUGUUGUCUAUUUCAGCCCUCUCUCCUGGCACGAAACGCUGCUGCAAACCGCUAGCCCUGUUGUCGCUUGACGACCAGCAACAGCCACACAUCUCCCCAAAGCUGAGGACCAAGCCAGGCCCCAGCUAUCUGAAGGACUCACCUCCUCACCUGUCAAGCCAUGCACAGGGACAUGGAGUAAGCUAACUUUGAAAACUAGUGGUAAGGAUCCAGAAGAGUAUAUAAGGCUAUAUGAGAGAUCAGUAAAUGAGGACGACCCUGGAUUUUUAAGUGUCUCUGUGCUGUUGCAGCAUCUUGGCACCUGACUCAACAACCAGCUACCGCCUCAGCUUCCGCCAACUACAGCUCCCAGCAAGCCUGCCAACCACUAAAACAGCGAGCCAGCCAGCACUUCUCCUCCAAUAUCCACUGUCCUCGACCAUGAACGAGAACUUACGGCCCCCAUCACUCCAGGUGAGCGUUCCCCGCGAUGCCCCUGCCUACUCGGAUGGGGGGAACGGCGGGGUCUCAGAUGGUCCUGUGUGGUCAAGCUUGUCCACCCCAACGCUACGACGCAAGCGCUUCAAGAUGAGGCGCAUGAAGAACACGCCCAGUGAGAGGGAGAAGGAGAAGGACAGGGGUAGGCUGGUGAAUGGGUGGCUAGCCUCCACCCACUCCCACUCGGGCUCCAAGGAGUACCUGCAGCUGCCCUCCAUCGAGAUCACCCGGUCCAGCGACGAAGAUGGGGCCACCUGGUCCAACUUCUCUACGCCCAGCGCCUCACCCCGACGCAAGCGCUUCCUGCUCCGCAAGUGGCUGAGGGUGAGAGAGAAGAAGGAGCACACCGGCAGCGAGAGCAGCAGCCAGCAGAGCAGCCAGCAGAGUAGCCAUGAUGAUGACUCCACUCGCUUCCUGACUCCCUUCAACCUAGAGGAGAGGUUUGACAGUGCAGCGGACAAGAUCAGCACUGCCAGUAACUCCAACAGGAGCACGCCCGCUUGCUCGCCCGUCUUGCAUCCUAAACGCUCGCGCUCGCCCACGCCCCAGAGCCUUGAGCCUGGUGAGAACAUGGUGGAGAAGGGCCACUCUGACCACUCUGACAAGUCCCCCUCCACCCCCGAACAAGUGGUACAGCGAACCUACUCUCUGCAGUCCGCCCGCAGCGGAGGCAAGAACUCCAAGUCUCACAAGCGACUUUCCAAAAAGAGCCAGAGCUGGUACAACCAUGAAAGACAACACAUCCUGAGAGUGUUGAGCCCCACAUAUAAACAGCGUAAUGAGGACUUCAGGAAGCUCUUCAAGCAGCUACCGGACACAGAGCGACUCAUCGUGGAUUACUCCUGUGCCCUGCAACGAGACAUCCUCCUGCAGGGCCGACUCUACCUCUCAGAAAACUGGAUCUGUUUUUAUAGCAACAUCUUCCGCUGGGAAACGCUGCUGACUGUGAGGCUGAAGGACAUCUGCACCAUGACAAAGGAGAAGACAGCCCGCCUCAUCCCCAACGCCAUCCAGGUGUCCACAGACGGUGAGAAGCACUUUCUCACCUCAUUUGGAGCACGGGACAGGACCUACAUGAUGAUGUUCAGAUUAUGGCAGAAUGCACUGCUGGACAAACCCUUGUGCCCCAAAGAGCUAUGGCACUUUGUCCAUCAGUGUUAUGGCAACGAGCUUGGCCUGACCAGUGACGACGAGGACUAUGUUCCCCCUGACGACGACUUCAACACCAUGGGGUUCUGUGAGGAGAUCCCUAACGAGGAGAAUGAGAUCAGUAAUGACAACUUGUCUAAGAGCAGUGCCGAGGCCAAGCACGAGGGCAGCCCACCAUCCAUACACAAGAAAUGCAUCAUCACCAACAGCACCAUCAGCUCAACCAUCAGCAGCGAGCCCCUCUCUGUGAGUCUCAGCGACAUAAUAGAGUUUGACCUCCCUCCAGACGAAUACAUCGACUGCCUCCCUGACGGGGAGCUGCUGGCCUUGCCCCUGGUGCUGGAGCAGAGGCUAGCGGAGGCCAGCGGCCUGGUGCCCUCAACCUCCCUAGACUUCAACGACAAUGAAGACAUCCCCACCGAACUCAGCGACUCCUCAGAGACCCACGACGAGGCAGGGGAAGUGCAGGCCUUCCACGAUGACCUUAAAGGGAGACAGUACAUCGAUGAGGUUUACAAGUUCAGUGUGGACAAGAUGUACGACAUCCUCUUCACAGAAUCCCAGUUUAUGACCGACUUCAUGGAACAGCGCAGGUUCUCUGAUAUAGUGUUUCACUCCUGGAAGAAGGACGACGCAGCGGGGAACCAGACGAGAGAGAUCAUGUACACCAUCUCCCUGUGCAACCCGCUGGCCCCCAAGACAGCCACUGUCACAGAGACCCAGACACUGUACAAGGCCAGCCAUGAGAGUGAGUGCUACAUCAUCGAUGCUGAGGUCAUCACACACGACGUGCCCUACCACGACUACUUCUACACGCUCAACCGUUACAUGCUGACACGGGUGGCCAAGAACAAGUGCCGUUUAAGGGUGUCCACUGAGCUACGUUACAGAAAACAGCCAUGGGGAUUAGUGAAGGGCUUCAUCGAGAAGAACUUCUGGAGCGGGCUGGAUGAGAACUUCCGCCAUCUUGAGUUGGAGCUGUCGAAGGUGGAGGAUGUGGUGUUGGAGUCGGCCCGGCCCUCUCCCAAGGUCAAGGUGGUGAAGACGUCUGUGAGGCGGAGGAAAAGACCACUGGUCCAACUACGGAGCCAGCACCUGGACGACGCCCUCCUCAGCCCUGUCACCACGCCAACCGAGGACGAGGUCAUCCACCGCAUCAAACAUGUGGGCGUGACAGGUUCCACUCAGACCAGACACAUGCCUGAGCAAGUCCCUGGAGGCUUGGCCCUCUACAGUGUCUCCAAACUGCUGCUCAUCAUCAGCUUUGUCCUGGUUUUGCUGGUGUUGCUCAACAUGAUGCUGUUCUAUAAGCUGUGGAUGCUGGAGUAUUCUGCACAUCCUCUUACCACCUGGCAAGGGCUGCGGAUACAUGAGAAUAAACUGCCUCAGACGCAGAUGGAGUGGGCCCAGCUCCUGAAGUCCCAACAGCGUUACCAUGAUGCUGAGCUGCAGAAGUGGAGAGAGAUCAUCAAAUCCUCAGUGGGACUAUUAGACCAGAUGAAAGACUCUCUAUCGAACCUUCAAAGGGGCAUUGACUUAAGGGACUACAGCUCAGAAGCUGAGGAGAAAAGAAGCCGUUACCACUGACAUACGACCUUAGGCCAUGAGGGCAUGGUGUGCAAUAUAGGAGCUGUUUGUGUGUAAGUAUGCAAACGAACAAAGAGAGACAAGAGACAGACCGACCGCGAGGCGAGCUGGGCCCAGUGUGACAGGAAUGACUGCCGGCUGACGCCCUCCCCUCAGCUCAGAGGUCACGACCCCGCAAGUCAGACUAUGGACAGGAAGUUCCCCUACCACAGAAAGGAAAUUAACAGUGGCGUUCCCACAGCACUGAAGCAUUGUGGGAAGGUGACAGCCCAGCGUACCUUGACCCCACUUCUGUCUCUUAUUUUUCUUUGUCUUUUAAUGUUGGAAGGACAUCGUCCUAUCAGCCGUUGCCAUGUGGGGAAUAAAGGACAACAAAACCUCAGCAUGUGAUUUUACUCCUCACCUUAACUCCUCUCGAUGAGCGUCUGUCUGUGGUUCCAUUCCUGCUCUGUGAGUGUCUAAAGAGGAACAAAAGGGGUCCUACAGUCUCUAGGCUUUCUACACUCCCUUGACUGUUCCAAACCGACCAUCUCCUCAAGGUCCACGCUGCAGUGUCCCUUUUAUUAAACCCUCUGAUCUUGGCCACAGACCAUGCUCUAGAGUAGCUGGACUACCAGCAAAUAUAUAUUAUAGAGUGUGUGUGUGUGUGUGUGUGUGUGUGUGUGUGUAUGUAUAUAUAUAUAUAUAUAUAUAUAUAUAUAUAUAUAUAUAUAUAUAUAUAUAUAUAUAUAUAUAUAUAUAUAUAUAUGUGUGUAUGUGUGUGUAUGUGGAAGCACAGUUCCACUGAAAUGUCUCUACUGCCUUGUUUUUUUCCGGUGCUCAACAGUGCAUCAGGGCUGGUUUCCCUAAUCACCUAGAGCUGGGCUGUUGUGUUGGAAUAUGAAUAAUGAUUGAUUUAGGUGGAGCAGGGUCCUUCUCACAGGUACUCAAUACAGGGAAAAGUUAAAAGAUUUCAGGAUGUUAUUGGAGACAGAGAGGAUAUGUAUUGUGGUGCGUCAAAACAUCCAUGCUUGGUGACAAAUGGGUUUCCUGUUAACAACAGGAAUUUAUGGAAUUUAGAGUCUUCUUGAAGGUUUAUGAAUGAGCUUUGUUGUAUUACAACUAUUGUACUAGUUGGGUAAUGCAGUCAAUUGCCCAUCAGACUUAACAACUAUUUUGACCAAUUUUUAAGAAUGAUAGCUAGCCUACACAUGUUUAUCAAUUUAUUAAUUAGUUAACUUGCUGUCACUGCUACUUUCAAAGUACGGAAACAAUACAGAGCUUUCAUUUAUCAGUUACUAGCGACUUGUUUUAUGCACAGUUCCAUUAUUUGUUGCACAUUUAUCUAAAUGAGUUUGUACAGAUCCGUAAGACCCGAGAAUGUAGUACAAAUUGAGCAGUAGGCUUUUCUGUGGGAAACGUCAGCAUGCAGACUAAGAAGUCAUUGAUACUUGAAAAGGGGAUACUGCAGCAAGACAAUUAGAGAGACCUGUGUUCUUAUUAAGUGUUUUAUUACUAAACUGUGACUAUAUCUCUUAAAAAUGUUUGAAGAUGGAAAGAAUGAUAGAAAUAUAUUUGAAAUAUAUGUAUAUUAUAUAUUUCAAGAUAUAUACACAUUGCAGAUAUUUAUUGUUUAUUUAUGUAUAAAGGAAAGUUAUCAGAGCUCUAGGCGGGUUCAAGAAUUUAUAAGGAAAAAUGUUUCUUUAGGAAAGCAUGCCAGAUAUGUCUGUGACAUGUCUAGUGUGCAUGUGUGCUUGAGUGUACUGUAUGUUUCUGUGUGUGUGUGUGUGGGUGCACAUGUGUUAUUUUGUAGUGACAUUUCUAUCAUUCUACACUUGGAUGUGUCUCAACAUUUCAUGAUGUACAUGAUGUAGCCAAACUGCCUUUCAUCAUGCCCAUGCAUUUGGAUGCAGCCUUGCAUUAGCCUCUCUGGCUAGCAGUUUACAAUCAACCACAUAUGGUCAUUUCUGUGUCCAUGCCAAGUGGCUUGACUCAACCACACACACCCUCUUUGCUUAUCCUAUCAACAAUCUGCGUCCUCACUUAUUCCAAAUCAUACACGCACCUUCACUCUCCCUGUCCAAUGUUUGUGUUGGAAUCUGUACACAAUUCAUUAAAUUGAGCCAAAACAAUUUAUCAUUGAUUUAUUUAUCAUUGAUUUAUUGAAAGGCGAGUAAACACCUGCUGUUAACCUCAGCUAGGCAAUGUCUGAAGAAGUGUACCCCCUAGCUGCGGCAAGAGCUCAGUAAUAAAAGCGCUUAAUAAAGACAGUACUGCACUUUAUGGACCUUCCAAAUAGUGAAUGAAAGAAACUCCGUGGUAUUUCAGCCAUUAUCUUAUAGUGAAAAGGAAGCCCUUUUUGCAUUCUAAAAAGUAUUACUUGUAUCCAACAUAGAAUGCUUACUCUGUAUCUUUGAUUGAAAUAAAAUGUCUCAAGUACCCAUUCAACAUAUUUCUAUUCACUUGAUGAUGUAAUUAUGUGACAAUGUUUGUCCCAAAAGAGCAAUUCCAGCCAGCUUUGUGUUACUCUCUUAGAUAUUUCAGGGUUUGACAGGACAGGAGUGGGUUGUAUGUGGAUUUUGGAGGAGUGGGUAGCUAUCUCUUUAAUGCAGGGAUGUCAAACAAAUUUUGCCCCAGGGGUCACAUUCGGUCCUCAACGAGGUCUGGAGGGCAGCUUUGAAAAUUGGUUAUAUUUCCUCGCCAUCAAAAUUGGCAAAAUAAUUGGUCCUCUAUCUAUUGAUUUUAUAAUUUUCGAUGCUCCCUGACUGUGUUGCUUUCCUUUCGGUGAUUAUUCGCGAGCUGUUCAAGAAACUGUAUGAAUGUAAGUCAAUUGUAAAAUUUCGACACUGUUUCGAUUUGGUUUUAGUAAAGUAUAUUGAGUUUGUUUGAGUAUGUUUGACCCCCUGCUGUAAUGUGUGCUGUCGUUGCAUUGGUGAGUUACUGAUUAAGUAAUCGCUCGUGGACAGACUAUACGCAAGACUCUAGUUAGUGAAUGAGUUCUUAUCCUGAAAGCAUGUUUUAGGCUUUGCUCUCCUGCGGCGUGUCAUGUGAUGACUUUUGAUAUUGCAAGGUCUAUUAUUGGUCAUUUAUGGAAAUCUUAACAUCUGAAUCACAGUGGUUGGAAAUGUUUCUGUUUUAUAGAAAUCACUUUCACAAUCAAGGUAUAUUAUACUGAAAGAUAUGGUGAGUUUUUUUUUUAAAUAUGUGAUUAUAUUUCAUAUGUGAAAAUGUGACUGAAAUGCUUUGUUUAUUUUUAAAGUGUAUGGACUUUUUGAGUUAGAAAAUUCCUUGGAUUUCUGUAUUUAUUUUAGUAAUUAAAAUGGACCAUUUCAAAUAAUCUGAAAGAAACAUGGUAACAUACCAUGGGUUCAUCAAGUUAGCAUCUAGAAUGUCUGCAUAAGAUGGGUGUAUUCAUUGUUAUUCAUUCCGAAUUGUUAAUUUAAAGUAAUCUCAUUCUGCAAUUCAUGGCAAUACCACAAAACAUUACAACUAGAUAAUAAGUAUGUAAUUAGCUGUUAUGCAGAAUUAUAACAUGUUAUGUGUCAUAUGAGUAAACAUCUUAUGGUGGUGCGUAUGAACUCGUUAUUAGGGUAUCGUUUAUGUUUAUUUAAACAACAAGCAUUAUACCAUAUUGUAACAGUAUUCAUAGACUUUAUGGAUGAUAGCUCAAGAUCAAGUGUUUAGCUUUCGUUUUUUCAACUCUAUUACAGUGACCUGUCAUAGAAAACACUAGAUAUUCAAUCAUAUUAUUCAACAUUCCUCUCAAUCACCAUUACUAUCUAAAUAUAUAUCCCAUGACCUCUCAUAGAUCUGUUUUGUUUUUUUGUGGGGUUUUUGUGUGUAAGCUAACACAUUUUUUUGCAUUACCAAGUAUGAUUGUAUGAUUCUAUUCUUGAGCUAUUCUUGCUCUAGAGCUGCCUUGACAGCGCCAUUCUGUUGUCAUCAACACUGCAUUCAUUGUGUGUUUCACUGACUACAUUAAUUGAAAUCUGCCUUGCUGUUACGAUUAGAGCAGUAGCAAGGCACUGUCCCACUCGUACUGAAAUCUCUGGCUAACGCACAAAAGUCCUGAACAAAUUUAUAGCAACGUUCUACAAGUGUGUCUUGGCAUUAUCUUACUGGUUUAGCUCAGUUCAAAAAGAAACAUAAUGUAUGUUUUUUUGUCCUGUUUUGAUCUGUAGAAUGUAUCUUAAUUCGAUUUAUACAUGGUAUGUACACUACCGUUAAAAGAUGGGGUCACUUAGAAAUGUCCUUGUUAUUUAAAGAAAAGCUCAUUUUUUGUCCAUUAAAAUAACAUCAAAUUUAUCAGAAAUACAGUGUAGACAUUGUUAAUGUUGUAAAUGACUAUUGUAGUUGGAAACAGCUGUUUUUUUAUGGAAUAUCUACAUAGGCGUACAGAGGCCCAUUAUCAGCAACCAUCACUCCUGUUUUCCAAUGGCAAGUUGUGUUAGCUCCAAGUUUAUAAUUUUAAAAGGCUAAUUGAUCAUUAGAAAAGCCUUUUGCAAUUAUGUUAGCACAGCUGAAAACUGUGGUGCUGAUUAAAGAAGCAAUACAUCUGUGCUUCUUUAGACUAGUUGGAGCAUUUGUGGGUUCGAUUACAUGCUCAAAAUGGCCAGAAACAAAUAACUUUCUUCUGAAACUCGUCAGUCUAUUCUUGUUCUGAGAAAUGGCUAUUCCAUGCGAGAAAUUGCCAAGAAACUGAAGAUCUCGUACAACGCUGUGUACUACUCCCUUCACAGAACAGUGCAAACUGGCCCUAACCAGAAUAGAAAGAGUAGUGGGAGGCCCCGGUGCACAACUAAGCAAGAGGACAAGUACAUUAAAGUGUCUCGUUUGAGAAACAGGCGCCUCGCAAAUCCUCAACUGGCAGAUUCAUUAAACAGCACCCUCAAAACAUCAGUCUCAACGUCAACAGUGAAGAGGUGACUUCGGGAUGCUGGCCUUCUAGGCAGAGUUCCUCUGUCCAGUGUCUGUGUUCUUUUGCCCACUUAAAUCUUUUCUUUUUAUUGGCCAGUCUGAGAUAUGGCUUUUUCUUUGCAACUCUGCCUAGAAGGCCAGCAUCCUGGAGUCGCCUCUUCACUUUUGACAUUAAGAUUGGUGUUUUCCGGGUACUAUUUAAUGAAUCUGCUAACGAGCCAUUGGAAUUAGCUAAUGUGCCAUUGGAACACAGGAGUGAUGGUUGCUGAUAAUGGCCUCUGUAUGCCUAUGUAGAUAUUCCAUAAAAAAUCUGCCGUUUCCAGCUACAAUAGUCAUUUACAACAUUAACAAUGUCUACACUGUAUUUCUGAUCAAUUGAUGUUAUUUUAAUGGACAAAAAAAUUGCUUUUCUUUCAAAAACAAGGACAACUUUUGAAUGGUAGUGUAUAUAUAUAUAUAUAUAUAUAUAUAUAUAUAUAUACUGUAAGUAUACGUUGUGUAUAUCUGCAGUGUACACACACUGACAAGAGAAUCAAACCUGCGCUGUGCGUGGGUUUUGACUUGCCGAGAACUUUGCCUAAUAGGAACUAAGAUAAAAUGGUUUUCUGGUAGAUGUGAAGUAGAGAUGGGAAGUAUGAAUAAAAAAGUAUUGAACAAAAACAUUCAA